Molecule: messenger RNA, 1119 nt
Organism: Malania oleifera
Lineage: Eukaryota; Viridiplantae; Streptophyta; Magnoliopsida; Santalales; Ximeniaceae
Exons: 1
Coding region: 1-1119 (372 amino acids)
Biological process (GO): regulation of DNA-templated transcription; chloroplast organization
Cellular component (GO): chloroplast
Molecular function (GO): double-stranded DNA binding
Source: RefSeq, a predicted model, not a curated record
AUGUCUAAGUUCCCUUUCAUAAAUUCGCUCCUUUCGAUGCAAAAAGGUUUGCUAAAAGCAUCAGCAACGGUUGCCGCAUCUCCAUCUUCGUCUUCGUUAUCAUUCACGGCUCAAUCCCUUUCGAAAUCACGAGGGUUUCCUCUGGAAACUGCUCUUUCAACUGCCCAGACGCUACAAUUCGACGAAAGGAAGCUACGAAACUACGAAUCCGUCGUUACCGUUCUGAAAUCUCACAAAUUCUCCGAUACCCAGAUCGCGGAACUCAUCGCAAGGCGUCCCUCGAUCUUCCAAUUGCGAGCCGAGGAAAACCUCAGGCACAAAAUGCAGUACCUCAUCGAAAAUGGCUUUGCGGGACUGCUUCUUCCGGAGCUAGUUUUAGCGAAUCCGAACAUUCUGAGUAGAAGUUUAAGUUCUCAAAUAAAGCCCUCGUUUGAAUUCCUGAAGUCGAUUCUCGGGACCAAUGAGAAAGUUGUGGAUGCUGCUAAGCGUGCUUCGUGGUUGCUAACAGACUCUACGGGGACAAUGCAAAAAAAUAUCGACGUUUUAAUUGAUGAAGGGGUACCCAUUUCGAGUAUCUCCAAACUGAUGAUGUUACAGCCAAGAGUGAUCUUGCAGAGUGCCGAAAGGUUCAUCAGUGCAUUACAAACCAUCAAAAAGUUGGGUUUUGAUCCGACUUCUUCCGUGUUUGUGAACGCUUUUCGAGUGAUGGUCUCUAUCAGUGACUCCACCUGGAAAAAAAAAGUGGAAAUGCUUAAGAGCUUAGGGUUCUCUGAAGAAAAUGUUGUGUGCGCUUUUAAACGCGCGCCACAUUUGCUUUCCUGUUCUGUGGAGAAGAUCAAGAGAGCAAUGGAUUUCUAUGCGAACACUAUGAAUUUGGAACCAGCUGUUAUAAUGGCUUGCCCUGCGCUCCUGAUGUACUCUAUUGACAAAAGAAUUCGUCCAAGGUACAACUUAUUGAAGUUUUUGGAGUCGAAGAAACUGUUCAAACAGGACAAGCAGUUAGCUUGGGCAUUUCUGCUAACUGAGGACGAAUUCUUGAAGAGUUAUGUCACUAAGCAUCUGGAUCAAGUUCCAGAUUUGAUGGAGCUAUAUCAGGGUCUCUUCAUGACCGAGGUUUAA